GCGGUGCGACUUCCCCACUUCUGCCCCCACUAUGUACUUUUUUACAUCCCUGCUUACGUUUGGCUGGCAUAGCCUAAUUUCCGCAUUCCCAAAUCCUCCCAGAUUGGGAUCACGUUUAAAAAUCGGGCUGAUGCAACGAUUUCCACUUUUUAAAAUCUACUCUCGACCCUCGGCUGACCAGAAGAAAAGACAUUUGUUACACCUGGGAUCAAAGUCAGCUGUGGUCACGACCGAGUCUGACGCGAUGCCAGGACAAAUCCCAGAUCCCUCUGUGACAGCAGGCUCCCUGCCCAGCCUGGGCCCACUAGCUGGGAUCUCAGCCACCACGCUGACUGACAAGCUCAAAUUUGGUGACCUCCAGGAGUUUGGAACAAUGCUGUCACCUCUGCACUUCUUGGACAGUCUGGGGAAAAGGCCCCUAGUCAUCAAGACUGAGAGAGAUGAAGAAGAAGAAAGGAGGAAACGAAGGCGAGAGAAAAACAAAGUGGCUGCAGCACGAUGUCGAAACAAAAAGAAAGAGAGGACAGAUUAUCUACAAAAGGAAUCGGAGCGACUAGAGAUGUUAAACUCUGACCUUAAAGCCCAGAUUGAGGAGCUGAAACUGGAGCGACAGCAACUGAUCCUCAUGCUUAACCGCCAUCGUCCCACGUGUAUUGUCAGGACAGACAGUGUCAAAACCCCGGAGAGCGAGGUGAACCCCUUGCUGCUGCAGCUGGAGGCCAAGUGAAGGUGCAAUGAGUUUUCUACAGUUUACAGUGGACAAGAAGCAGCCAACAAACAGCACUUAACUUUGGGCCUCGGUCAUGGAGGAGAACCAGCCAAGCCCUCCUACCUUAAGUCACAGAGCAUUACACCACAACAUGUGGAUCCAAUAAGAUUGGACACUGUUUAGGCCGUUAAAUCAAACUUUUUUUUUUUGUCUCUCUCUUGCUUUCCUAUUUAGUUGUCAUUUUUUGUCAUCAGAGCCUCUAUCAGUAUGAAGGUAAACAAUUAACAUAACACAGCUAUCAGGCAAAUAACUUUACAUUUCUGACUACAGUUUGUUGUUUUAUGGUGGAUUUGUCUCAUAUGUCUGCAUAGCUAAAUGUAGACAUACACACGCUUCAACACCUUUCCAGUGGUUAGUUGCAAAAAAAUUCAAAAACACAUGGAAAAUGACUCAGCUCAGUAAAUUUAGUCAUUCAUCUGGUUAUUUACUGGCUACAUUCGAUUCUACAGUUUUAUAGAUGUCUGUAUGUAGCCAAAUUACAUAUAAUUCAAUUACUGUUUCCUUAUGAGGCAGGUGUAAUAGCCUUGAAGAACAAUGGUUAUAUAUGUGAUCUGGCUACAUAUGGAUGUUCAAAAGGCAUUCUGGGAAUCAUAGUACGUUUCUAUAAACAACUAGAAGAGCACAGUUGGGGGGAAAUGGGUGAACUUACACCAAAAUAAAUUCAUUAAAAAAACUGAGUGAAAUAGAAAAAUAUAACUACUGGAAUGAUCCUUUGAUUUGCUCAUGCAAUUGAUGGAAAAACAGUAAUUUGACAAUAAUUCAGAAGAUGUAUAGACAAAGUCAGAAUCUCUCCUCUCUGAUUGUCUGGUCAUUUUUAUUCUAUGAUACAUUUGAUGGAAGAACAGGUUUUCUUGUUUUCCUGUUUUCCCUUUUUUGGCGCAGGCGUCAUGUAUGCACACACA
Thunnus maccoyii (southern bluefin tuna) is the source of this 1671-nucleotide messenger RNA. Its product is annotated as jun dimerization protein 2-like. Gene Ontology annotation, molecular function: RNA polymerase II cis-regulatory region sequence-specific DNA binding; DNA-binding transcription factor activity, RNA polymerase II-specific. The record is from RefSeq and is a predicted model, not a curated record. NCBI's taxonomy places the organism in Eukaryota, Metazoa, Chordata, Actinopteri, Scombriformes, Scombridae. Gene Ontology annotation, cellular component: nucleus. The transcript has 4 exons. Gene Ontology annotation, biological process: regulation of transcription by RNA polymerase II. The coding region runs from base 32 to 727 and encodes 231 amino acids.